GGGCCCCCGAGGGGUGGCCCGGGGCGCCGAGAUAAGAGCGCGGCCGCGGGGAGGGCUGGCCGGGGGCUCCGCGAUGUCGCUAGUGCUGCUGAGCCUGGCCACGCUGUGCUGGGGAGCAGCGUCCCCGGAGCCGAUGAUUCAGUGUGGCUCUGAACCCGGACCGUCUCUAGAGUGGAUGGUCCAACACACUCUGACCCCAGGAGACUUGAGGGACCUCCAGGUGGAACCUGUUAAAAGCAAUGUUGCCAUGGAGGACUAUUCCAUUUUGAUGAAUGUCAGCUGGAAACUCCGGGCAGAUGCCAGCAUUCACUUGCUGAAGGCCACCAAGAUCUGCGUGACAGGCAAGAGCAACCUCCAGUCCUACAGCUGCGUGAGGUGCAAUUACACGGAAGCCUUCCAGACUCAGACCAGACCGUCUGGUGGCAGAUGGACGUUUUCCUACACAGGCUUCCCUGUAGAGCCGAACACACUAUACUUCAUCGGGGCCCACAAUAUCCCCAAUGCCAAUAUGAAUGAAGACCCCCCCUCCAUGUCUGUGAACUUCACCUCACCAGGCUGCCUAAACCACAUAAUGAAACACAAAAAAAAGUGCAUCGAGGCAGGAAGUCUGUGGGAUCCAAACAUCACUGCUUGUAAGAAGAACGAGACGGCAGUAGAAGUGAAUUUUACAACCAGCCCCCUUGGAAACAAAUACAUGGCUCUCAUCCGAAAUAACAUUGUGAUUGGGUUUUCUAACAUGCUGGAGAACAACCCCCCAAGUCGAGCUUCGGUGGUGAUCCCCGUGACGGGGGAAAGUGAAGGUGCUGUGGUCCAGCUGACUCCGUAUUUCCACACUUGUGUCAAUGACUGCAUCCGACGCAAAGGAACAGUUGGGCUUUGCCCACAAUCGGGCAUGUCCUUCCCCCUGGACAGUCGUAAGUGCCCACCAUUUCCGCACGGUCGUCAGAGAGGUUCGGGACCUGAGGGGCCCCACCAGUGCCUCCCCGUUCGCUGUGUGCCGGGGCGUGCACCUGCCCCGCGGGAGGGCAGAAGCAUGCUGCGCGGCUGGCUUCCUCUUCUCCUCUCAGCUCUGCUGGUGGCCACAUGGGUGCUGGCCGUUGGGAUCUAUCUAAUGUGGAGGCACAACAGGACCAGGGAGGCUUCCUUCCCUACUACCACGCUCCUGCCCCCCAUUAAGGUUCUUGUGGUCUACCCAUCUGAAAUUUGUUUCCAUCACACAGUUUGUUACUUCACUGAAUUUCUUCAAAACCACUGCAGAAGUGAGGUUAUCCUUGAAAAGUGGCAGAAAAAGAAAAUAGCUGAGAUGGGUCCGGUGCAGUGGCUUACCACUCAGAAGAAAGCUGUGGAUAAAGUCAUCUUCCUGCUUUCCAAUGACGUCAACCCCAGGUGUGAUGGCACGUGUGGCAGGAGUGAGGGCAGCCCCCAUGAGAAUUCCCAAGACCUGUUCCCCCUGGCCUUUAACCUUUUCUGUAGCGAUCUGAGAAGCCAGACUCCCCUUCACAAAUACAUGGUGGUCUAUUUUAGAGAGGCUGAUACCAAAGACGAAUACAGCGCGCUCAGUGUCUGCCCCAAGUACCACCUCAUGAAGGAUGCUCCUGCUUUCUGUACAGAACUUCUCUGUGUCAAGCAGCAGGUAUCAGCAGGAAAGAGGCUGCCGGCCUGUUCCCUGUAGCCCACCCAUGAGAAGUGAGGGGCCUUGAAGCCUUCGUACUCCUCCAAUUACAGGGGGAAAGUAUCUCAGAUGAUUCUGAAGUUUCCUGUAUGGGAUAUGUGCAGGGAGACUUUAUGUACACCUGCUUUAUUUAGCAAUAGGAAUAGGGAGGAUUCCUAACUGAAUACAUACGCCUUAGUUUAAGCAAAACUUUUAUGCCAAAAAAACUGUUACAAAUACUAACUACUGUAUGGACAGAAACUAAAUUUACAAUUAUAAAGCUAAAUCAACUUCAUACCUAGAAGUCCAGGAGAAUUAUAAUGCAGAACUAUAACCAGUCUGGUAACACAAUGGUAAAGCAUCCUCCAGCCGAAUACCCAGUCCUGAAUAGCCCAUGCACUGCACAGUAGAUAGAACUGUUUAUUUCUCUGACACUCUAAACUUAGUGAAUACCAAAUUUAAGAAAGCCUUUGCUCAUUCACGAACUUCAUGGGUGAACAACCCUCUAUUACAUACAAAAGCCAUUUUUAAGAAAACAGAAGAGUAAGAAGCCGAACUCCUCUUUGCUGACCAGAGACGCAGUACCCGUGUAGCCACUUACAUUAGCCGGCACUUGCAGAGGACCGUCCUGCUCUGAGCUAGAUUCAGGUCCUCUCUGAGUCUUGUACAGGUGACUUUUAAUAUGGACACCGACAUCCAUUACCUGCAGACCUGAUGUCUACUUUAGCCCAGUUACCUAUUAGAGGUUACUGUCAAGAGUUCAGAGUUUCUUGGUUAUGUGGCUUCUCAUGUUCCAAAACACAAGUAAUUCCUGCUCUGUUCAAAGUCAGCACUCUUGAAGUAAUCUUUUUAUAAUGAGUUAUUAUAAUGGUUUACUUAAAAAAAAAAAAGUACCAGAGAGCUAGGUAUGUAUGGUGUUUUAAAUCUUCUUUUUCCUCUAAAAGUAUCUUUUUCUUAAUGCAGAGGUUACCAAGAGGCCAUUUAUAUUGGUGUGCAGUUUUUCUAGGAAUGCUUGUCUCUCUCACACAGUACGAUACUGAAUCUGCCCUAGAGUGUGGAUCAGUUUCCACUGGAUGCCUGUUAAAAUGUAUUUGUGAAGGGCUAAAAUUAUCCUUAAAGGGCCAGGUCUUAUGGAUAAAAUAAAAAUCAAAAUAAGGAAGCACAGAGUGAAAACUCACCGUGUCCAACUUCACAAGUAGACACUUAGUAAUGGCUGAGGCAACAUGUUUAAUGUGGUUAAGCUCACUUACUUGUCAUGACCAGUUUUUACCACACUUAAAAGUGCUGGUAACAGAAGGACACAGCUUAUGUCAAAAAUUGGACCAGAAACCAACUUCCUCUGAAUCAACAUCUACCAGUUAUAAGAGCAAUAGGUGAUUAUGUAAAAAAAAAAACAAAAAAAAAAACAA
Molecule: messenger RNA, 3060 nt
Organism: Mirounga angustirostris (Northern elephant seal)
Lineage: Eukaryota; Metazoa; Chordata; Mammalia; Carnivora; Phocidae
Gene: IL17RB
Product: interleukin 17 receptor B
Exons: 11
Coding region: 74-1672 (532 amino acids)
Molecular function (GO): interleukin-17 receptor activity
Source: RefSeq, a predicted model, not a curated record